AUGGAUGAUCAGGCUUGUCCCCGGUGUAAAACCACGAAAUACAGGAAUCCCUCAUUGAAAUUGAUGGUAAAUGUAUGUGGUCACGCUUUGUGCGAAAGUUGCGUUGAUUUGCUGUUUCUGAAAGGUUCUGGCUCCUGCCCCGAUUGUAACGUACCAUUACGAAGAAACAACUUCAGGGUUCAACUUUUUGAAGAUGCCAUGGUAGAAAAAGAAAUCGACAUUCGUAAACGCGUUCUUAAAGAUUACAAUAAGAAAGAAGAAGACUUUGCAACUUUAAGAGAGUAUAACGACUAUUUGGAAGAAAUAGAAACGAUAAUAUACAAUUUGACUAAUAAUAUAGAUAUUGUAGGUACAAAUAAGAGGAUUGAACAAUAUAAAAAGGAUAAUAAGGAGUUGAUACUGAAAAAUAAGGUCAAAAUAGGUCGGGAAGAAUUAGAGCUAGAAGAAAUCCUAGAAAUCGAGAAACAAAUGGAAGAUUUACGGAGAUCAGAAAUAGCCCGUCUUGAGCAGGAAGCUAAAAAGCAAAAGAUUCGCGAAAAAGAAGCAUUCAUUGAUGAGCUUAUGUUUACUGAUGGAGAUGCUAAGGAUAUACUGAACAGUUUUGCUCAAACAAUUGCUAAUAAUAAGCAAGAAGAGAUAAUUCCCAAUAUCCCUAAGGCAACACAGUUUUCAACAGGUGUGAAAUUUGGCCGUACAAACAACCAGCAAGUAUUACCGAUUGUCGAAGAAGGUCCGCUAUACAAGUAUGAGCCACCAAUUAUACCUGAUAGAUGUGGCCCUGAAGCGCCUACACUUGAUGAUAUUGUUAACAAUGGAUACUUGCAACAUGUUAGGCAAGAAACUGAAACAGAGAAAGCCGGCGGCUAUUCUUCCACGCUGCCAUGUUUGCGCGCCUUGCAGGACGCUUUAGCGGGCCUAUAUCACGCCAGCUGACAAAGCGAGAUACCGGACGAAGUGAUAGAACUUGAGUAGUAGUAUAGGGCCUUUUUCUUUUCAAGUGUGUUUUGAUUAGCAUCUGCUCAAGUGAUCUGAAAGGACCACCAUCAUUUCAGCAAAACAUUACAAAAUUCAACUUAAAUGAUUGGGAUAAUGGCUCAUUUGUAUAAAAUUAUUACAAUGAUUGUUAUAGUUACGUUAAUGGAGACGCUACAUGUACCUGUUAUUUAAAAAGUGUUUUUAUUGUUACGUGAUGUGGGAUUUUUUUUGCAAAAACACACAGCACGUCACGACUUUCACGUAAAAUUGACAAUGUAUAGUUAAGAAAAAGGCUCGCAGUGACUACUCCCUUACUCUGGUUGUUGAAUAUAAACUUUUAUUCGCAUUAAUCUAUUAUUUGUAUUUUGAAAUGAUAAUUUUUACUACAUGGUAUGAUUAUUGCGGACUCGAUUUCGCUACAAUAACCAGGGUUCGGUUAUCACGAUCUUUUUUGAUCAUUAUCAUGAUAAUUUUAUCUGAUAAUUAUCCAUGUUCUUUCAUAGUUUUGUCUGUUUAAUUUUUGACUAAAAUUGACAACCAGUGAGAAAACUAAAUAAAUACGAAGAAAAAUCUUUGGGAAAACGAUUUAGUAAUUAUCAUUUCCUCUAUGAUGGCGACUAGCCUUGUGCCAGUGUCAGUUUUCAAAGAAUAAUACGAAAAUUAUGGCGAUCAUCGCCAGUGUCAGUGAAUAGAAAAACCAAGGAUUUAGUUCGUGAUUUCUUUUGAGCUUGACAUUUGAUACGUUUUUUUUGUUAGUUUAUCCUUCUAGGCAAAGGCAAAGGAGACUGAGUCCAUACAGCUAAUUGAUAUGUUUGAAGAUGUACCUGAUACAAAUACAUGGCACUACAUUGGGCCGUUUGUUGGUCGACAUUGCUAACUGUAGUAUUUUGUUGUUCCAACAAUUUUUUACAUGUCAAGGUAUAUAUAUCAAGAUAAUUAUCGUUAUAAUUAUCAAUGAUAAUUAUUAUUUUGAACCCCGGCAAUAAAGUUUCGAA
Hyposmocoma kahamanoa is the source of this 1970-nucleotide messenger RNA. It is a transcript of the gene Mat1, whose product is annotated as CDK-activating kinase assembly factor MAT1. Lineage: Eukaryota; Metazoa; Arthropoda; Insecta; Lepidoptera; Cosmopterigidae. The record is from RefSeq and is a predicted model, not a curated record. The coding region runs from base 1 to 933 and encodes 310 amino acids. Gene Ontology annotation, biological process: regulation of transcription by RNA polymerase II; nucleotide-excision repair; positive regulation of cyclin-dependent protein serine/threonine kinase activity. Gene Ontology annotation, molecular function: cyclin-dependent protein serine/threonine kinase activator activity. The transcript has 5 exons. Gene Ontology annotation, cellular component: transcription factor TFIIH holo complex.